Cuculus canorus (common cuckoo) is the source of this 3928-nucleotide messenger RNA. It is a transcript of the gene PIK3CA, whose product is annotated as phosphatidylinositol-4,5-bisphosphate 3-kinase catalytic subunit alpha. Gene Ontology annotation, biological process: cell migration; phosphatidylinositol-3-phosphate biosynthetic process; phosphatidylinositol-mediated signaling. The record is from RefSeq and is a predicted model, not a curated record. The coding region runs from base 722 to 3928 and encodes 1068 amino acids. NCBI's taxonomy places the organism in Eukaryota, Metazoa, Chordata, Aves, Cuculiformes, Cuculidae. Gene Ontology annotation, cellular component: phosphatidylinositol 3-kinase complex, class IA; plasma membrane; phosphatidylinositol 3-kinase complex, class IB. Gene Ontology annotation, molecular function: 1-phosphatidylinositol-3-kinase activity; 1-phosphatidylinositol-4-phosphate 3-kinase activity. The transcript is spliced from 21 exons.
ACUUUAUGUAUAUUUAUAUAUAAAUACAUACAGCAAAAACUUAGUGAGCAAAGAGCUCAGCUUUUCCACAGCAGGAGCUUUCAGAAAAUUGGCGAAAGAGAAGAGAUGUGAAACUGUUGGUUUGAGGUUUUCUCUCUUUUCAGUUGUUAAGGCAAGAAGCUACGAUAGAGGGGCAGCCCUAAGAGGGUUCUUGGCUUAAGAGUCGACUAAGAAUGGCUUUAGAAUAGUAGCCUCGUUGUUAUCGUAGCCCUGCGCUUUCAGGACAGAUGGAGGAGUCACAAAUACAUAAAUACUGCUUCUGGUUAAGGAAAUGAAAAAUAGGUGGUGAUUAGUAGAGUUUAUUGAUGAAAUAUCACUGUGUGCGUGCCUAGUUCUUAUGGUCUUUCUUUGGCAUCUAUUCUUGGCCAGUGGGCUACAAGAUGUCUCUGCUCUUUCCGGAUAGAAUUUUUCUUGUGCCUUCUGUAAGCUGGCAUAUGGCAGCGCUGCUAGAAGGUCGGACACGUGUUCUACUCCUUUCAUUGGGCUUGGCAAAGACAUUGGUGUGGCUACCAAAGGGAACUACAAUGGGGUCUUGAUCCUAAAUAAAACAAGCCCAACGAAAAAGUGUUAAUGGAGCUCAGUUGUUCCAUCUCAUUCAUGGAGAAGAGUUCAGUGGUGGUGUUUGCUUGUACGAAUCACUGCUUGAAAAACUUCCAGUGUAAAGUUAUCUGAAGACUUCAAAAUGCCUCCACGACCAUCAUCUGGCGAACUAUGGGGCAUCCACUUGAUGCCACCGAGGAUCCUCGUGGAGUGUCUUCUCCCAAACGGAAUGAUAGUGACUCUAGAAUGCCUCCGUGAGGCCACUUUACUAACUAUUAAACAUGAACUCUUUAAAGAAGCAAGGAAAUACCCUCUCUAUCAGCUUCUUCAAGAUGAAUCUUCUUACAUUUUUGUAAGUGUUACACAAGAAGCAGAAAGAGAAGAGUUUUUUGAUGAAACACGGAGACUUUGUGACCUGCGACUUUUUCAGCCGUUUUUAAAAGUCAUUGAACCAGUAGGUAACAGAGAAGAAAAGAUUCUUAAUAGAGAAAUAGGUUUUGCUAUUGGCAUGCCUGUCUGUGAAUUUGACAUGGUUAAGGAUCCAGAAGUACAGGACUUCAGAAGAAAUAUUCUUAAUGUUUGUAAAGAAGCAGUGGAUCUUCGAGAUGCCAAUGCACCACAUAGUAGAGCGUUAUAUGUCUGUCCUCCGAACGUAGAGUCUUCACCUGAGCUACCCAAACACAUAUACAAUAAACUAGAUAAAGGGCAAAUUAUAGUGGUAAUAUGGGUAAUAGUCUCACCAAACAACGAUAAGCAGAAAUACACCUUAAAAAUCAAUCAUGACUGUGUGCCUGAGCAAGUUAUUGCUGAAGCAAUUAGGAAGAAAACACGAAGUAUGUUGCUGUCAUCUGAACAACUGAAACUUUGCGUCUUGGAAUACCAGGGCAAAUAUAUUUUAAAAGUGUGUGGUUGUGAUGAAUAUUUGUUAGAAAAAUAUCCGCUGAGCCAGUAUAAGUAUAUAAGAAGCUGUAUAAUGCUUGGUCGCAUGCCCAAUCUGAUGCUCAUGGCUAAGGAAAGCCUAUAUACCCAGCUACCACUGGACACCUUUACAAUGCCAUCUUAUUCCAGGCGUAUCUCUACAGCUACACCCUACAUGAAUGGAGAAGCUACAGCCAAAUCCCUCUGGACUAUUAAUAGUGCUCUCAGAAUAAGAAUCCUCUGUGCAACCUAUGUAAAUGUGAACAUUAGAGACAUAGACAAGAUCUAUGUUAGAACAGGUAUCUACCAUGGAGGGGAACCUUUGUGUGACAAUGUGAAUACUCAGAGGGUACCUUGUUCUAACCCCAGAUGGAAUGAAUGGCUCUUGUAUGACAUGUACAUUCCUGAUCUUCCACGUGCUGCUCGACUCUGCCUUUCUAUCUGUUCUGUUAAAGGCCGGAAAGGUGCUAAAGAGGAGCAUUGUCCACUGGCUUGGGGAAAUAUAAACAUGUUUGAUUACACAGACACUCUUGUAUCUGGGAAAAUGGCUUUGAAUCUUUGGGCAGUACCUCAUGGGCUAGAGGAUUUGUUGAAUCCUAUUGGUGUUACUGGAUCAAAUCCAAAUAAGGAAACUCCAUGUUUAGAGCUGGAAUUUGAUUGGUUUAGCAAUCCUGUAAAGUUUCCAGAUAUGACGGUGAUCGAAGAACAUGCCAAUUGGACUAUAUCACGUGAACUGGGGUUUAACUACAGCUGUGCAGGGCUGAGUAACAGAAUAGCUAGAGAUAAUGAAUUAAGAGAAAGUGACAAGGAGCAACUGCGAGCCAUAUGUACUCGAGAUCCUUUGUCUGAAAUCACUGAGCAAGAGAAGGACUUCCUAUGGAGCCACAGACACUAUUGUGUGAAUACUCCAGAAAUUCUGCCCAAAUUACUUUUGUCUGUUAAGUGGAAUUCUAGAGAUGAAGUGGCCCAGAUGUACUGUUUGGUAAAAGAUUGGCCUCCGAUCAAGCCAGAACAAGCAAUGGAGCUUUUGGACUGUAAUUAUCCAGAUCCAAUGGUGCGAGCUUUUGCAGUUCGGUGUCUUGAGAAGUACUUGACAGAUGACAAAUUGUCUCAGUACUUAAUCCAGCUAGUACAGGUUCUGAAAUAUGAACAGUAUUUAGAUAAUCAGCUUGUGAGAUUUCUACUCAAGAAGGCACUGACCAAUCAAAGGAUAGGACACUUCUUCUUUUGGCAUUUAAAGUCUGAAAUGCACAAUAAAACUGUAAGUCAGAGGUUUGGUUUACUUCUGGAGUCCUAUUGUCGAGCGUGUGGAAUGUACCUAAAGCAUCUGAGCAGGCAGGUGGAGGCUAUGGAGAAGUUGAUUAACCUCACAGAUAUUCUCAAGCAGGAAAAAAAAGAUGAGACCCAGAAGGUACAGAUGAAGUUUCUUGUUGAACAAAUGAGACGGCCAGAUUUUAUGGAUGCUUUACAAGGUUUUAUCUCUCCUCUUAAUCCUGCACAUCAACUGGGAAAUCUUCGGCUUGAGGAGUGCAGGAUAAUGUCAUCUGCAAAAAGGCCCCUGUGGUUGAACUGGGAAAACCCAGAUAUUAUGUCCGAGUUGUUAUUUCAGAACAACGAGAUAAUCUUUAAGAAUGGAGAUGACUUGCGUCAGGACAUGCUGACACUUCAGAUAAUUAGAAUUAUGGAAAACAUCUGGCAAAAUCAGGGUCUUGAUCUUCGGAUGUUGCCUUAUGGGUGUUUGUCUAUUGGUGACUGUGUGGGACUCAUCGAGGUAGUGAGGAGCUCUCAUACGAUCAUGCAGAUUCAGUGUAAAGGAGGCUUAAAAGGAGCAUUGCAGUUCAACAGCCAUACAUUGCAUCAGUGGCUCAAGGACAAGAACAAAGGAGAAAUGUAUGACGCAGCUAUUGACUUGUUUACACGUUCUUGUGCUGGCUACUGUGUGGCUACCUUUAUACUGGGCAUUGGUGAUCGCCACAAUAGUAACAUCAUGGUAAAAGAUGACGGACAGCUGUUUCAUAUUGACUUUGGGCACUUCCUCGAUCACAAGAAGAAAAAAUUUGGUUAUAAAAGAGAACGUGUGCCAUUUGUCUUAACACAAGACUUUUUAAUAGUGAUUAGUAAAGGAGCCCAAGAGUGUACCAAAACAAGGGAAUUUGAAAGGUUUCAGGAGAUGUGUUAUAAGGCUUAUCUAGCAAUCCGGCAGCAUGCCAAUCUCUUCAUAAAUCUUUUCUCCAUGAUGCUUGGUUCAGGAAUGCCAGAACUGCAGUCCUUUGAUGAUAUUGCAUACAUUCGAAAGACCCUUGCAUUGGACAAAACUGAGCAGGAAGCUCUUGAGUACUUCAUGAAGCAAAUGAAUGAUGCUCACCAUGGUGGCUGGACAACAAAAAUGGACUGGAUCUUCCACACAAUAAAGCAACAUGCUUUGAACUGA